AGAGAGGAAGAGAGUGUGAGAGCUCCUCAGUUGCCUUAGCAGCGCAGCCUCAUUCCUCCACAGUCGGGCUUCAGUCCGCUGUACUGCGCGCUUCACGGGGCUUCCCUCACGGCUCCCCAUCAGUUAACCCUGUCACACUCUGCCUGGUCUCCAUUUAUUCCACCGUGCUCGAGAUUUUAAAAAGAGAAGAAGAAGAAGAAGAAGGAGAAGAAAAAGAAAAGCAAACAGAACUCUGGGCCGCCUCCAAGUUUCCUAAACGCCCCUUCUCCGGCUGUUAUGAAGGAAAAGGCGGCGGGCUGAUCGGCUCAGUCACUCAGCGCAGGUGUGAAACCAGAAGCGAAGAGAGGAUGGCUCUGCGGCCGGGGAACGGGACUGUGACGGAGUGGGGGAACCUCAGCGUGGAAGUUAGCGACUACAACGUGAGCUGCACGAACCGCUCCGUCCUCAGCAAACCCGCCAGAGCCAGAGAGAUGGACUCCUUGCGUAUUUUGCUCUACUCGCUCAUCUUCCUGCUCAGCGUCUUCGGCAACCUCCUGAUCAUCGUGGUCCUGAUGCUAAACAAGCGCAUGCGGACGGUCACCAACUCCUUCCUGCUGUCGCUGGCGGUCAGCGACCUGAUGAUGGCCAUUUUCUGUAUGCCCUUUACACUCAUCCCCAACAUGCUAGAGGACUUCAUCUUUGGAGCCACCAUGUGCAAGAUUGUCACCUACUUAAUGGGAGUCUCCGUCAGCAUCUCCACCUUCAGCCUGGUGGCCAUUGCUAUCGAAAGAUACAGUGCCAUCUGUAACCCACUGAAAUCCCGUGCAUGGCAGACCCGAUCUCACGCCUAUCGUGUCAUCGCUGCUACCUGGGUGGUGUCAUUGUUAAUCAUGCUGCCCUAUCCAGUGUUUAGUACCCUCAAGUCUUUCCCAAGGCAUAAUGGUACUGUGGGCCGCAUGUGCCGCUUGGACUGGCCCAAUCCACAAUCUGAGCAGGCCUGGUACGUGCUGCUGCUGCUCAUUCUGUUCUUUAUCCCGGGAGUGGUGAUGAGCAUAGCCUACGGUCUGAUCUCCAGAGAGCUCUACCGGGGCAUUCAGUUUGAGCUGGGCCAGAGCAAGGAGGCCACCGCCCAGAAAAAUGGUGUAGAAAGACCUUUGACAGGGCCGAAUGACGAUGAUGAUGGCUGCUACAUCCAGGUAUCCAAAAAGCCCUCCUCUUCUGUCGAGCUUCCCACCCUCUCUGCCUCAUCUAGCACCGUGCAGGUCAAGACUGAGCGCGCCCGCAGCAACACCUCCGAGGCUAAGCUGCAGGCUAAGAGGCGCGUCAUCCGCAUGCUGAUGGUGAUCGUAGCACUCUUCUUCAUCUGCUGGAUGCCCUUGUUCACAGUCAAUACCUGGAAAGCCUUUGACAUGAAGUCUGUCACCAAAGCCCUCUCGGGAGCACCCAUCUCUUUCAUCCACCUCCUGUCCUACACAUCGGCCUGUGUCAACCCCAUCAUUUACUGCUUCAUGAACACACGUUUUCGCAAGGCUCUGCUGUCCACUUUUGCCUGCUGCGGUCGCAACCGUCUCUGCCGCAAGUGCUGUUGGUGCAGCGGGAGGGAAGGUGGGGAAGACGGCAUUAACGCCACCUCCAUGGGCGCAUCGAUGGCGACCUCAAUGUCCAAGUUCAGCUACACCACUGUAAGCACCACCGGCACCUGCUAAGCCUCGAGGAGGGCCGGGUGGUCGCAUCAGUGGCUGUGGUUACAGUGUAUGUGCCAUCUGUUUUAUUUUUUCCCUGUUUAAUCUUCUGUUUGUCACUCUUAUUAUGGUGUGAGUCAUGUGCUGAGUAAUAUUCAUGCCCUUGUUUAGAGGCCUUUUUCAAAGGUCUUCUUUAAAUUCUUCGUGCAUGGUUGCAGAAUGUGAAGUUUCUUUUUUGGUGACAUUCUUUUACUCCAGUUUAACUGGCAGCAUCUGCUUUGUUGCAUCCUGAAAAGAACAUCAAGUGCCUGUGCUCUUUGUGUGGCUUUGUUUGUUCGCUAGCUGGGACGGACAUUUUAGUGGGAAAACUGUUGAAAUAUAAAUUCUGUGUACAUAUUAUACUGUCUUUAUGUUCAGAGUUUACUUAAGGUGAACGUUUUGAUGGAGACAGACUGCUAAAUAAUGAAGACCUGCUAACCUACAGCAUAUGGAAGGAUUUUGGUUCCAUUUUUGUUCGUCUUCAGUCAUUCAGGGCAUCUCUUUCUCUGGUGCCAGUAUUAUUAUCAUUUUAUUGUUGUAUUAAUUAAUCAUUGAUCUUAUCAUUAAUAUUAAUGCUAUUUUAUCACUAAUCUAUUUAUUUAUGAUUUUCUUCCACUUCAUAUUAUGGCUUUUGAAUGAGAACUACCAUAUUUGGCCACAAGUAAAAGUUUUAAUGGAAAUGAAGUAAAAUAUUGUUUUUUCCCCUUAGGAUGACAUAAUUGAUCAUUAAUUAAUUAUUGUGUUGUUUCGGAUAAACCGGGUAAAUGUUUUCCCCACUACACUUUCUUAUACUACAGAAAGGAGAAAGGAACACAAGUUUUUAAUCUUUCUAUGUAAUUAAAAACCUCAAAGUGUACAAUAAAUGGCCCCAAAAAUCCAUAUCUCUUCAUACACUUACUAAUGUGAGAGCUUUAAUGAAAGAGGUGAGGACUGUUUAUUCACUUAUUCUGCUUGUUUGAGGACUGGUGGUGAGUGCAUAUCAGAAAAUGUGAAUCUGCCUGAAAUCUCUGCAGCACAAACUGCAACAGUUGGGUUGGGAAUAUCUAGCUAGUUUCUCUUUCUAACUCACCAAAUCAAAAGCAGCUACUGUAGCGACUCAGCAGCAGUUUUAGAGGCUUUGCGGCACCUUAGAGGUCAACCAUUCUCAUGUUUAACUAAACUAAAGCUUUACAUGUAUAAUAUAUAACCAGCUGUUUAGAAGGUGACACAUAGAGAAAACACAAAUGUUUGGUGAAAACCUUGCUAAUAGCUAGCAAGAAUGCUAUAAUGUAAAGCUGAUCCUUCAGGGAAACAACGGUAUGAGAUGGUCGGAGAUAGUUGAUGAAUGCAGAAGUUCAGCUACCUGCUAAGAAUGAAAGGGGAUCUGUUAUUCUUUGCCUUACUUUAUGUCAUAUGUGUAAUGUAUUAAUGGUUGUUGUUCAUGUGUAGCAAAGGGUUAAAAACUGAGGUAAACAUACAUAAAAUUAAUCGCUGAAAGCAGAAUGCUCAAGCUGCAAACUGAAGAGAAAAUGAAUAAUUUAUAUUAAAAAAAUUGGCAGCUGACCACCAAAUGGAACAAGAAGGAUGUUUACAAAGCACUGGAUGCUGCCUUUGAAAGCUGGCCAAUCAGAGGAAACUGGGAAAGCAUAAGGCAUAAAAAAACAUGAGAUAAAAUGCCCCACAAUCUAGCUUGGAUAAUGCAAAGCUAUAUCUGUGCAUGAGGAUAACAAAAAAAGAUUGGUAAUUAGAGUAAUAGGUCCCCUUAGCAGAAACAUGUUCAACGGGAAGCAGGAGAGGAGGGAUGUGCAGAAUGGGAAAUGUUAAUAGCUUGGAAAGUUAGAAAAGUGUGUUUAUGUGUUGAAAUUGCUCUAGAAAACUCUUUGUUCAGUGUUGUAUUGUACAUGCGGUCAUGCUGUCGUGUCCAGAACUGAAAAUUAAAUAAAAACUAAAUGAAAAAAUAAA
Oreochromis aureus is the source of this 3641-nucleotide messenger RNA. RefSeq names its product cholecystokinin receptor-like. Gene Ontology annotation, biological process: neuropeptide signaling pathway. The coding region runs from base 348 to 1685 and encodes 445 amino acids. Gene Ontology annotation, molecular function: gastrin receptor activity; neuropeptide receptor activity. The transcript has 5 exons. The record is from RefSeq and is a predicted model, not a curated record. Lineage: Eukaryota; Metazoa; Chordata; Actinopteri; Cichliformes; Cichlidae. Gene Ontology annotation, cellular component: membrane.